This is a messenger RNA of Zingiber officinale, 804 nucleotides long. RefSeq names its product B3 domain-containing protein Os03g0120900-like. Gene Ontology annotation, molecular function: DNA binding; DNA-binding transcription factor activity. The transcript has a single exon. NCBI's taxonomy places the organism in Eukaryota, Viridiplantae, Streptophyta, Magnoliopsida, Zingiberales, Zingiberaceae. The record is from RefSeq and is a predicted model, not a curated record. The coding region runs from base 1 to 804 and encodes 267 amino acids.
AUGGAGAGAAUGAUCCCCUUCGCUUCGGCUUCUUCCUCAUCCUCCACGCCUUGGUCAGCGUCCUCCUCCUCCUCCUCUUCCUCGGCUGUGGGGGCGGCCGCGGCGGCCCCUGUGGUGGAGUUGGAGCACAUGUUCGACAAGGUGGUUACACCCAGCGACGUCGGGAAGCUGAACCGCCUCGUGAUCCCCAAGCACUACGCCGAGAAGUACUUCCCCCUCGACCCCUCGACUGCCGCUGAGGGGGUGCUGCUCCGCUUCGAGGAGUGCCUAGCCGGCGUCGCAGCCUCUUCUGCCGUCGGAGGGAAGCAGUGGCUGUUCAGGUACUCGUACUGGAACAGCAGCCAGAGCUACGUGAUCACCAAGGGCUGGAGUCGGUUCGUGAAGGACAAGCAGCUCGACACUGGCGAUACCGUCUCCUUCAGCCGCGCGGAUUCCGGCCUCCGCCUCUUCAUCGACUGGUCCCCGCGGAGGCCACCGCAGCAAAUCCGGGGGCGCUUCCCGCCUAUCCCUCGCUCAGUGAUGGCGCAGUGGGUGGGGCUUUUCCGGCCCGCUGGGCAACUGCCAUCGGCCUACAACCACCGAGGAACGUGGUACUCGUAUUACCAUUCGCGGCCAGGAGGAGGCCUGGGGCCGCCGACGCCACCGCCGCCACCGCCCCUGCAGCAACUCGGAAUCAGAACGGCGAGUCAGGCGGAGCGGAAGCGAGUCAGACUGUUCGGCGUUGACUUGGAGUGCUCCGAGUCAGAGACCUCUCCUCCUGCAGAUCCGCCGGCGCUGCCUAAACCCCCUCCGGGCAGAGGAUGA